Helianthus annuus (common sunflower) is the source of this 928-nucleotide messenger RNA. RefSeq lists its product as uncharacterized. Bases 87 to 623 code for a protein of 178 amino acids. NCBI's taxonomy places the organism in Eukaryota, Viridiplantae, Streptophyta, Magnoliopsida, Asterales, Asteraceae. The transcript has 7 exons. The record is from RefSeq and is a predicted model, not a curated record. Gene Ontology annotation, biological process: tail-anchored membrane protein insertion into ER membrane.
AAAUUAAAGAAGAACACGAUGCACCCAAAUUAUUCGUAAAGCGCACAAAAUUCACCCAUCAGAACCUGAAAUUGGAUUCGAAAUUAAUGAUGGAAGAAACCCUAGAACGCCACACGAAAUCAAUAGUUGCACCAAUCAUCUUCAUUUUCGUCUUCACUCUCCAGUUAUUCGACAAGUAUUUAGCACAUUUGAAGAAUAAAGCGUCCGUAAGUGAGAAGGAUGCGCAAUUACGUGCCGAAAUCAAGCAACUGUCAAAGGAGGCAGCCGCUUUAUCAGAGCCUUCAACAUUUGCUCAAUCUGCAAAGCUUAGGAGAAUGGCAGCCGCUAAGGAGAGAGAGCUUGCAAAAAGCCAAGAGUCAGCCAGCAAGGAGAUAAAAACAUCAAUCGUCCUGUAUGAGAAAACGCUGAUGAUUUCAAAGAUUCUUACAUAUCUUAUAUUCAUCGUGUACUUUUGGCGGAUUCCUGUGGCUGCCAUAUCCAAAGAACUUGUGCAACCCUUUGGGAGAUUUUUAUCCUGGAAAACUGGGGGUUCUGUCAACGACAGUGUAAUGGUUGGAGUGAUACCUUGGUUGAUACUAUCCAACAGGGUCGGCAAAUAUUUUAGCAAUAAAGUCUUCAAGUAGACUUCAUUCAAAAAGAUUAUGGUAAUUUUCUGGAUUUUAAUUAACUGGAUACAAAGAGGAGAUCAGAAACUGUGCUCGGGUGGUUUCGUAACUGUUGCCUAAAGGAUAUCUGAAAAUGAAACAGUUUUACGUUAUCGUUGUGUUAUGUUUUCUUUUCUUAUAGAGUCAAUGUGACAGUUUGAUAUGCGUAUCAGUUUCUGUUUGUAUACGAUUUUUUUUUUAUAUAUUCGAGUUUAGAAUUGUAUAUCCAUGUAUGCUGGCUAAUGCGUGUUAUAUGUACAUGACACCGGUAUAUCUUUUUCUGA